Molecule: messenger RNA, 2295 nt
Organism: Penicillium longicatenatum
Lineage: Eukaryota; Fungi; Ascomycota; Eurotiomycetes; Eurotiales; Aspergillaceae
Product: neutral/alkaline ceramidase
Exons: 2
Coding region: 1-2295 (764 amino acids)
Biological process (GO): long-chain fatty acid biosynthetic process; ceramide catabolic process; sphingosine biosynthetic process
Cellular component (GO): extracellular region
Molecular function (GO): N-acylsphingosine amidohydrolase activity
Source: RefSeq, a predicted model, not a curated record
AUGAUGAAUCUUCGACUAAGCGCAGCCUUUGCUGCGGUGACGUUGAUUCUUCUGGUCUUUCUGCAACUGUUGGCAAUGGUGCAACAGACCGAGCAAAUUCCCGAAUCCAGCUUUACUCGAAACUUCAACAAGUGGAAGAGCAGAGCGAGUGCUGCAGCAGCAGCCGAUAAUCUAUUUCUGGUGGGUGCCGGAAAGGCUGAUGUGACAGGUCCGGUAGUCGAGGUUGAUUUCAACGGUUAUGCUAGCCUAGAUCAACUGGGCACGGGUCUUCGCCAGAGAAUAUAUUCACGUGCUUUUAUAUUCGCAGACCCAAAUACUCCUGAGGAUACUUUCAUCUACUUGGUUCUGGACACUCUUGCAGGUGACACUGCUGUGCGAGAUGGAGUCUUGCGGGGACUUGCAGCGCUGGGGAGCGACUAUGCACGCUAUGGCGCACACAACAUUGCACUGACGGGCACACACUCUCAUUCUGGACCUGGAGCAUGGAUGAACUAUUUACUACCUCAAAUUCCGACCAAGGGAUUUGAUAAGCAAAGUUACCAGGCGAUUGUCGAUGGCACAAUCCUGUCCAUUCAACGUGCGCAUGCAAAUCUUACCACAGGGCGCCUAUCCUUUGGGUCCAUUGACCUUGAAGAUGCCAAUAUCAACCGUAGUCCAUACUCAUAUGAUCAAAACCCCGAGGAAGAAAAGGCUCGCUACUCAGCCAAUGUGGACAAGACAAUGACCCUCCUUCGUUUUGACCGAGACUCUGAUAACAAGACUACUGCUGUUUUGACAUGGUUCCCAGUCCACGGAACAUCCAUGUACAACAAUAACACUUUGGUUACUGGGGACAACAAAGGUGUGGCAGCCUAUCUCUUCGAGCGCAGCAUAGACGGGGAUACCAGGUUCGCAGACAAUGCGGUUAUUGGAUUUUCCCAGUCCAACGUCGGAGAUACCAGCCCCAACGUCUUGGGUGCCUGGUGCGAGGAUGGCUCUGGGAAGAUGUGCACAUAUGCAGACAGUACCUGCGGUGGCACAAAUGAGGCAUGCCAUGGCAGGGGCCCUUUCUUCCGAGUCAAGGAUAACGGCGCGAAGAGUUGUUUCGAAAUCGGCCGGCGCCAGUACUCGGCGGCUAAAUCACUUUACGAGCAGAUGACUACCAAUGCGACCAGCAUCACCGGUAGCUCAGGUAUCAGGUCAUUCCACGUAUUUAAGGAUCUGAAUGGUUACACCUUCCCGUCUCCGUUUAAUGGCAGCACUUUAACGACAUGUCCUGCGGCUCUGGGGUAUUCAUUUGCUGCUGGAACCACCGAUGGCCCAGGAGCCUUCGAUUUCACUCAAAAUUCGAGUAGCCCAGCCACUGGAAACCCACUGUGGCUCGUCGCUCGGGCGUUCAUUCAUCAGCCCAGCGCGGAACAGGUCAAAUGCCAGGGGGCCAAGGACAUUCUCCUGGAUGUCGGAACUCUUACAUUACCGUACGCUUGGGCCCCAGACAUUGUGGACAUUCAGGUUCUCCGAUUGGGGCAGCUGUUCCUCAUCAUUUCGGCCAGUGAAGUGACGACUAUGUCGGGCCGUCGCUGGAAGGACGCUAUUUCCAAGGGUGCCCAGGACACGCUGGGUAUCUCUGACCCUCAGGUCGUGCUAGGGGCCCCGUCUAACAGCUAUGCUCAUUACGUUACCACAGAAGAAGAAUACAGUGUACAGCGAUACGAAGGAGCAUCGACAUUGUAUGGUCCGAAUGAGCUUGCAGCCUACAUUAACCUCACUCUGACAUACCUGCCGUACCUCGGUAGCGCUGACGACCUUGCGAGUCUCCCGGCCAUCGGCGCAGGCCCUAGCCCACCUGUCAAUACCAACAACUCCCUGAGCUUCAUUACCGGUGUGGUUUACGACAACGCUCCUCUUGGAAAGUCCUUCGGGGAUGUGAUUUCGAAUCCCAGCAGCAGUACUUAUGCAGCGGGUGAUAUUGUUAACACGACCUUUGUUGGCGCCAAUCCUCGGAAUAAUCUUCACCAGGAAUCCACAUAUGCAGCAGUUGAAAUACAUAACUCGAAUUCUGGCGACUGGGAAGUGGUGCGAGACGACCGUGACUGGAACCUUCUCUUCUUGUGGGAACGAACCAAUAGUAUUCUCGGAUACAGCGAUGUCACAAUUCAAUGGACAAUCGAGGACAGCUAUUACAGCGUCGAUAGCCCGAAUGCGCUGCAGGCUGGAACCUAUCGCAUGCACUAUUACGGAGACUCAAAGGAUGCCCUUGGGAAUAUUUCACCCUUUGAGGGCAUUGGGGGAUCCUUUACUGUGGCGUCUUCGUAA